ACCCCCAGGCUAAAUAUAUCUAUCUUUAACUAUGAAAGAAGCUGCACCUAUUGAAUGUCAGCCUUUUAAAAACAUGGAAUAGUUCCUCAAUUUGCUUUCUUUUUGAUGUAUAUUUUUUCCAUAUAAAUAAAAAUAUAAAAAAUAAAUAAAUGCCUAAUUCAUAUAAUAGUUAUCCCCCAUAAAUAGGAGAGAUGAAAGAAGACUGCAUGAAUUGGGUUUCUGUAAGGCUAUGAGUGUGUGGAGCAAGUCCAUCACACCUGUAAGACUUGGUGUCUGAACUUAAUACCUGGCAUCACAUGUAGGUCUCUCUGUGGUGGAGAGGAGGGAGUAGCCCAUGAGAAGACCUUUGGCAGCCUAGUAAAUGCCUCGACUGGGCUGUAGAUUUUGCUGUGUGUUUAAGGACAAAACCCAUGGGUUUCGCAACUCUCCUAACUAAUGACACUUAUCCAUAGUAUUUGCAUAAGAUUAUAUACCGUGAAUUCCUGAGCAGAUCUCACAACUGCUAGAGAUAGCACUGUCUCGUGAUAGUUUUACCUUUGCUCUUUCACUGAAUGCAUUCACUAUUUCACCUAAGUUUAACAAGGUGACUCUAACUAUAUCUUAGCAUUUGGUAAAUAUGCUGUUUAAUGUUCGGUCCCUGUUCAAUGUUGGAAAUGCAAGCAAGAUCAGCAAGCAUCUGGUGCAAUGUAUUCGAUACAGGCAUGGGCCACAACCUACUAAAACUCCCACCCAGUUGAAAGGCCAGGACCUUCUGACACUGCAAAAUUAUUCAGCUGAAGACAUCAAAUAUUUGUUGUGGGUGGCAGCAGAUCUGAAGGAAAGAAUCAAAUGUAAAGGAGAGUAUUUGCCUUUGCUGCAAGGAAAAGCAUUAGCUAUGAUUUUUGAGAAAAGAAGUACAAGGACUAGAUUAUCUACAGAGACAGGAUUUGCUGUCCUUGGUGGCCAUCCCUGUUUCCUCACAACACAAGAUAUUCACCUGGGCAUUAAUGAAAGUAUCACUGACACAGCACGGGUGUUGUCAACCAUGACAGACGCAAUCCUGGCACGAGUGUAUAAACACGUUGAUCUGGAGGUGCUGGCACAACAAGCCACAAUCCCAGUGAUAAAUGGACUGUCUGAUUCUGACCAUCCCCUCCAGAUUUUAGCUGAUUACCUCACACUCCAGGAACACUAUGGAUCUUUGAAUGGAUUGACCCUAAGUUGGAUAGGUGAUGGAAAUAAUGUCCUAAACUCCAUUAUGCUUAGUGCUGCUAGAUUUGGGAUGAAUCUGCAUGUUGCUACUCCAAAGGGUUUUGAGCCAGAUCCCAUGGUCAUCAAAAUAGCGGAACAGGAGUCCGUAAAGCACCGCACCAAGUUGUUUCUCACCAGUGUCCCCACUGAAGCUGCCAAAGGAGCCAACGUUUUGAUCACAGACACGUGGAUAAGCAUGGGGCAAGAGGCAGAAAAAGAAGAGAGACUGAGGGCUUUCCAGGGUUAUCAGAUCACAAUGAAGACUGCAAAAGUGGCUGCUGCUGAUUGGACAUUUUUACACUGCUUACCCAGAAAGCCAGAAGAAGUUGAUGAUGAAGUGUUUUAUUCUCCACAGUCGCUGGUUUUCCAAGAGGCUGAAAACAGGAAAUGGAUAGUUAUGGCUGUCAUGGUGUCCCUGCUGACAGAUUACUCACCACAGCUGCUGAAGCCUACAUUUUGAUCCUUGGAUUUCUGCCAAGAGAAAAGAUUCCUUACCAGCAUUCACC
Messenger RNA from Podarcis muralis (Common wall lizard), 1736 nucleotides. RefSeq names its product ornithine transcarbamylase (gene OTC). Gene Ontology annotation, biological process: L-citrulline biosynthetic process. Gene Ontology annotation, molecular function: ornithine carbamoyltransferase activity; amino acid binding. NCBI's taxonomy places the organism in Eukaryota, Metazoa, Chordata, Lepidosauria, Squamata, Lacertidae. The record is from RefSeq and is a predicted model, not a curated record. Gene Ontology annotation, cellular component: mitochondrion.